UGUACCCAAAUGGCCACUGGGAUCUUCUUAAUAUACGGCUCCAUGUCCCACACCACAUACAGUGCUUGUCGGACCUACAGCGCCAGGCUGCACUUGCCGUAUGUGACAUACAGCGAUGAGCCCUUCACGUCACUUGUAGACGUUGAUUCGCCCGGUUAGUUAAUGUAUACCUAAAACGGUUAUCUUAAUACGAUUGCCCCUUUAUACAUUCAGCCUUGUAACAAGACAGAGACCCCAUUUUCUCCCCAUAGACCAAUGCGGAUUCUUCCGAAUGCAACGUUUUCUUUGGAAAGUCCGUUGUUGACCACAUCGUCCAUUGCUACUGGUAUGGCGAAGAUGCUGCCUCAAAAUCCUUUAAGAAAUUUUUAGAAUUUUCUUCUUUUACCUUUUUAGUGCGUUUAGACUCGUUUAGACUCGUUUAGACUCGUUUAGACUCGUUUAGACUCGUUUAGACUCGUAUUCGAAAGAUGGGCUUUGUAAUUUUUUUAAUGUAAAUAUUGAAGAGUCACGCACACGCCUCAUUAUUUGACUUUGGCAGAUGAAGACAAUGAAGACAAUGAAGACAAUGAAGACAAUGAAGACAAUGAAGACAAUGAAGACAAUGAAGACAAUAUCCCAGAGAGAGAUCUUCUUCUCCUCACCAAGCCGUCUUACGUGGAUGCCGUGGCCGAGCUGAUCCAAGUCUUCGGUUGGAGAAGAAUCGAUUACAUUUACAGCAACUUUGAAGGUUUGUGUUUUGACAAUUGA
Messenger RNA from Lymnaea stagnalis (great pond snail), 747 nucleotides. The record is from the annotation of a GenBank genome assembly. Lineage: Eukaryota; Metazoa; Mollusca; Gastropoda; Lymnaeidae.